Molecule: messenger RNA, 2604 nt
Organism: Salmo salar (Atlantic salmon)
Lineage: Eukaryota; Metazoa; Chordata; Actinopteri; Salmoniformes; Salmonidae
Biological process (GO): regulation of transcription by RNA polymerase II
Molecular function (GO): RNA polymerase II cis-regulatory region sequence-specific DNA binding; DNA-binding transcription factor activity, RNA polymerase II-specific
Source: RefSeq, a predicted model, not a curated record
AUUCAGGUCUAAGUCUGCGUAGAUGAAUGUAUUGGCAAUAAAAAAAUAGAAAACAUUUGUUUAGAGUGAAAUGUUAUGACAUUAGGCAGGUGUCCAUUGACCCAGGUUUAUUCGACAAAAGCAAUGUCUGAAAAAAAGAUAAAUUCCCAGAUGUGUCUAAUAGAAACGGCAGCUAUAGGAAAUAUGCUCUGAAGAUCGACAACAUGUUUCGACGGGGGGGAGAUUUUUCCUGAUGAUAAUUUGAAUAAAUGAUGAAUGCUGAAUAAUUGUUUAAGUGUCCUGACUUUUGCCUUGCUUUUCUGAUUGGCUGGAUGCCAAGUCUUCAGAUCUACUGGAGUGUAAGUUCCACCCUGGCAACAGACCGUGACUAUACAUUGGAGCGUGCUAAUUAUUACAAUGUGGCCAAUAUUAGUCAAGUCUUGCAUUCUAUCCAUGUAGGCUUUUGGGACAUGAAACAAGACAGUAUUUAUUAAUAAUAUUCAUAUUAAUAUCUAGGUCUGCGUAGAGGAAAGUAAUGGCUGUAAGAAGUAAUAUGGUAAUUUUGUAAUUAUUUGUUAUCACAUUGUUUGCCAGAAUAUACUGUAAUGAAACAGCAGGCAGGGAGCAGGUCUCGAACCCUCGACCUUCAAGCCCGAAGUCCGACGCGCUAUCGACAGUGCCGCAAAACCAUGGUCAAGCGUCAGAGUCGAUUUCCGCGCUUAUAAACCCAGGGUCGUUACAAUACAUUGUAGUCAAUUUUCUCCUAAACUGCGUCAGCAGAUGGCGAUGGUGGCGCUUCUUAUGUGACGUAUAAUCUUGUGGACGGGACGUUUCUUCAACAACAGCAACAACACGGCUACUGAUUCAGCCACCUCGGUAACUCGCUAGCCAACACAAAACCGAAACAUUUUACUGUUUUAACCUCAGUGUUUUAAACACACUAUCUGCAUAUUUACUAGUUACUCCAUUUAAUAUUGACCUUGUUAGCUAGCUAGCUUGUAAAGAUAGCCUACUACUAAGCUAAUCGCUAAUGCUAGCUAGCAAGCUAACAUCCCCGACCAUGAGCUCACUAAGCCGAUCCCUUCCUGCUAAAGAAGAGGUCUGCUGGACGGAGAAAGAAACUCUCGUGAAAGAGGAGAAGGAAGAAAAGGAUGUCACAGUUAAAAAAGAAGUAGAGGGUGAGGCUGUUACAGUGAAAGAAGUUACUGUGACAGAAGAGAGAGAAGAUUUCAAAGUGAAAGAGGAGGAUGUUACUGUGAAAGAAGAGGAAGACGUUUUCAGAGUGAAAGAAGACGAGGAGGAAGAGAAACAACAGGAUGCAGUUUUUGUAGUGAAAGAGGAGGAUGAGGCGAUGACUGUCACAGUGAAAGAAAUAAAACACGUUUUUGGAGUGAAGGAGGAGGGGGAGAUUACUGUCACGUUGGAGGAGGAAGAAGAUCCGAACGGAGAUCUGAUUACCACCAGAGAGAGACCAGACUCUGAAGAACCAGAGACGUCUGAACCAGCAAGACGACACCACUGCUCCCAGUGUGGAAAAAGCUUUACUCAAUUACGGACACUGAAGGUGCAUGAAAGAAUACACACUGGAGAGAGGCCCUACCAAUGUUCCCAGUGUGGAAAGAGUUUUACCCAGUUAGCGAGCCUGAAAAUACAUAAUAGAAUACACACAGGAGAGAAGCCUUACCAAUGCUCCCAGUGUGGAAAGAGAUUUUCACAGUUAAGUUACCUGAAAUCACAUGAGAUAAUACACACAGAAGAUAAGCCUCACAAAUGCCCUCAAUGUGGUAAUACCUUUAAGCGGUUAAAUAACCUGAAGGACCAUAAAAGAGUACACACCGGGGAAAAGCCUUACCACUGUUUCCAUUGUGAAAAGAGUUUCCGCUGGUUAAGGCAACUGAAAGCGCAUGAGAGAACACACACUGGAGAGAAGCCCUUCCAAUGUUCCCAGUGUGGAAAGAGUUUUACCCAGCUAGGGAGCCUGAAAAUACAUAAUAGAAUACACACAGGAGAAAAGCCUUAUCAAUGCUCCCAGUGUGGAAAGCGUUUUAACCGAUUAAGAAACCUAAAAUCACAUGAGUGGAUACACAGAUGAAAAGCCCCAUCACUGCUCUGUGUGGAAAGAGUUUAACCUCAUCAGGCUCCCUGAAGAUUCAUGAGCAAAGACACACAGGGGAAGCCUUUCCACUGCUCCCAGUGUGGAAUUACAUUUACCUGGUUAAGGCAACUGAAAUCACAUGAAAGUAUCCACACGAGAGAAACUCUAUGAAUGCCUUCAGUUUAGAAAGAUAUUUACCCAGUUUAGGCACCUGAAAGACUGAGGUUACACUCUCCGCAGAGAAGCCUUACCCAUGCUCCCAGUGUGGAGAGCGAUAUUUCACAUACUUACAAUUCAUGAUGUAUCACACACUUUGCUCCCAUACUUGUCUCAUAUUUUUGACUGAAAAUUGAUGCUUUGUGGUUUUGUUUAUGCUCUUAUUUCCAUAUGAAAUCAAAUUGGAGAAAACCUACUCAAAAAUAAAUGUGUAUGUUUUAUGCUUUAAUAUCCCAAGAUAUGAAUUGAAUAUGGAGUGUAGCAGUUUUUAUGUAGAUUCUAUGUACACUCUGGGAUUAAAGUCUUUUUUUUUA